GUCCUUUAAAAUAAUGAAGAGGUUCCUUUACGGGACUAAAUUUUGCUGUGGCACAAUGUUGUUACGUUUAGGUUAAUGUUGUCGAUAGUAUUUAUUAAUGUCAAUUUGUCGUCUCACAGGAGCAUCAUGCCUCAAGAGUUGAUUCCAGUGUCGAACGGUUCCAGUUACGAAUCCUUCUACGUUGUGACAAACCACUACGCAGCUUCGUACAGAAUUCUUGUUACCACUUUGCUUCACUCUGCUAAAUAUAAACAUGACAAAACAAAUAUCAAACUGGAAAUAUCACACUUGUUUAUCGACGAGGCAGCUCAAGCACUAGAGCCAGCUGCACUGGUGCCCAUCUCGAACUUACUGAAAUCAGGGGGACAGCUCGUGUUGGCCGGAGAUCCGAAGCAGCUUGGGCCUGUCUGCAUAUCAAAGGAAGCUAGCGACAGAGGACUUGGUAAGUCAUGAAUUUGUUAUAUUUUGGUUUACUAUAUUCGUUGUUAUUGUUAGAGUUUACGCCAGAGCGUAUGACAGACUCUGAAUUUCAGUCGCUUAUUUAUUGACAUUAAAAGCCAUAGUAGCCUAAUGGUUUGACCUACUGCCUCUCAAGCACAGGGGCGUGGGUUCGAAUCCGGGCUCGGACCUCUUGAGUUUCUCGG
Molecule: messenger RNA, 644 nt
Organism: Hyposmocoma kahamanoa
Lineage: Eukaryota; Metazoa; Arthropoda; Insecta; Lepidoptera; Cosmopterigidae
Product: putative helicase MOV-10
Exons: 2
Coding region: 76-453 (125 amino acids)
Biological process (GO): regulatory ncRNA-mediated post-transcriptional gene silencing
Cellular component (GO): P granule; cytosol
Molecular function (GO): helicase activity
Source: RefSeq, a predicted model, not a curated record